Oncorhynchus kisutch (coho salmon) is the source of this 5534-nucleotide messenger RNA. Its product is annotated as discoidin domain-containing receptor 2. Gene Ontology annotation, cellular component: signaling receptor complex; plasma membrane. The record is from RefSeq and is a predicted model, not a curated record. The transcript has 17 exons. Lineage: Eukaryota; Metazoa; Chordata; Actinopteri; Salmoniformes; Salmonidae. Gene Ontology annotation, biological process: cell surface receptor protein tyrosine kinase signaling pathway; protein phosphorylation; multicellular organism development. Gene Ontology annotation, molecular function: ATP binding; protein tyrosine kinase collagen receptor activity; collagen binding. Bases 286 to 2889 code for a protein of 867 amino acids.
AAGAAUUCUCAGAAUGUGAUUCCCCCUCUUUCUCUGCCUCCGCUCCAAGCUCCGUUUUAUUAUUUUUUUCAAGUGUCUUGCAUCAGCCCAGUGAGUAUGAGAGGGAACUGAGCGGAGCGAGGAAGAAAAGAUCGAAAAGGCUUGGAUUCUGACAGAACUGGAGACACGGAUACUCACUGGAAUACUCCACCGCUUCCUCUGAACAAAUGGUUUGAAAGGACAAAACUCUUUAAAAGUUUGAAGACCCUCUGUGUGUGAAAGUGUGUGUGUGUGUGUGUGUUUGGGAUGAAGUGCCUGUGGGGGGGACACUUUCCGCUGAUCAUCCUGCUCUACCUGUUAGGAGACGUCACCUCACAGGUUAACCCAGGUGUGUGCCGGUACCCUCUGGGGAUGUCCGGAGGACAAAUUCAGGAUGAAGACAUCUCUGCCUCCAGUCAGUGGUCUGAGUCUACAGCUGCUAGAUACGGCAGGUUAGACUUUGAGGAGGGUGAUGGUGCGUGGUGUCCAGAGAUAACGGUUGAACCAGACAGUCUAAAGGAGUUCCUCCAGAUAGACCUGCGUUCCCUCCACUUCAUCACCCUGGUGGGCACCCAGGGCCGCCACGCAGGGGGCAUCGGCAACGAGUUCGCCCAGAUGUACAAGAUUAAAUAUAGCCGUGACAGCAGCCGCUGGAUUUCCUGGAGGAACAGACAGGGCAAACAGGUGAUAGAGGGAAACAGGAAUGCAUAUGACAUUGUGCUGAAGGACCUGGAGCCUCCGAUCAUCGCCCGCUUCGUGAGGUUCAUGCCCGUCUCAGACCACUCCAUGAACGUCUGCAUGAGGGUAGAGCUCUACGGCUGUGAGUGGCUUGAUGGUCUGGUGUCCUACAACGCCCCAGCAGGAGAACAGAUGAGUCUGGAGGGCCAGCCUGUCCACCUCAAUGACUCGGUGUAUGAUGGAGCCGUCAUCUACAGUAUGACAGAGGGGCUAGGCCAGCUGACUGAUGGAAUGUGUGGAUUAGAUGACUUCACCCACAGCCACGUCUACAAUGUGUGGCCUGGUUACGACUACGUGGGAUGGACUAAUGAGAGCUUUCCCAAUGGAUAUGUGGAGAUCAUGUUCGAGUUUGACCGCACUCGCAAUUUCACCACCAUGAAGGUGCACUGUAACAACAUGUUCAUGAAGCAUGUCAAGGCAUUCCGCCAGGUGGUGUGUUACUUCCGUUCUGAGGCUGACUGGGAGGCCACGCCCCUUUCCUUUAGUCCCGUGGUGGAUGACGUCAAUCUCAGCGCCCGCUUCGUCACCAUCUCUAUGGCCAAUCAUAUGGCCAGCGCAAUCAAGUGCCAGUUCUACUUUGCUGAAGCCUGGAUGAUGUUUAGCGAAAUCACCUUCCAGUCAGACACAGCCAUGUACAACACUACCCUGGCACCCCCCAAGACCGGCAGCAGCCCCCCCACUAGCACUCAACCAGGGGAUGACCCCACCCACAAAAUAGAUGACAGCAACACCAGAAUUCUGAUUGUCUGCCUGGUGGCCAUCAUUCUUAUCCUUGUCGCCAUCAUUGUCAUCAUCCUCUGGAGGCAGGUCUGGCAGAAGAUGCUGGAGAAGGCCUCGCGGCGGAUGCUGGACGAUGAACUAACUGCUAGUCUGUCACUACAGAGCGAGACGUUCGCCUACAGCCACAACAACCCGACAUCAUCGUCAGCACCCAGUGAGCAGGAAUCUAGCUCCACCUACGAGCGUAUCUUCCCCCUGGGCCCUGACUACCAGGAACCCUCACAACUCAUACGCAUGCUACCUGAGUUCUCCCACACCUCCAAGGAUGCCGUUUUGACCAGCACAGCAGUGACAGCCUCCAAGGCUCCCACUGCAACAGUUGCCCAGGACGGAGUCCCUCACUAUGCCGAGGCAGACAUCGUCAACCUGCAGGGCGUAACCGGGGGCAACACGUACGCUGUCCCUGCUUUAACCAUGGACCUGCUGUCAGGGAAGGACGUGGCAGUGGAAGAGUUCCCCAGGAAACUGCUCACCUUCAAAGAGAAGCUGGGCGAGGGACAGUUUGGAGAGGUCCACUUGUGUGAGGCAGAGGGCAUGAAGGAGUUUAUAGAUGAGGAUUUCUCCUUCAACAUCAGUGACAACCAGCCAGUACUGGUUGCUGUUAAGAUGCUCAGAGCAGAUGCUAACAAAAACGCCAGGAAUGACUUCCUGAAGGAGAUUAAGAUCAUGUCACGUCUGAAGGACCCUAACAUCAUCCGUCUGCUGGCCGUGUGUAUCUGCAGCGACCCCCUCUGCAUGAUCACAGAGUACAUGGAGAACGGUGACCUCAACCAGUUCCUGUCCCGCCAUGAACCUGAGGGACAGAUGGCACUCAUCAGCAACGUAACCACUGUCGGCUACAGUGACCUGCGCUACAUGGCCACUCAGAUUGCCUCAGGGAUGAGGUAUCUCUCCUCGCUUAACUUUGUCCACAGAGACCUGGCCACGAGGAACUGUCUGGUGGGGAAGAACUACACCAUCAAGAUUGCUGACUUUGGCAUGAGCAGGAACCUGUACAGUGGAGACUACUACCGCAUCCAGGGUCGGGCCGUGCUGCCCAUACGAUGGAUGUCCUGGGAGAGCAUACUGCUGGGUAAGUUCACCACAGCCAGUGACGUGUGGGCGUUUGGGGUGACGCUGUGGGAGACCCUGACCUUCUGUAAGGAGCAGCCUUACUCCCAGCUGACUGAUGAACAGGUCAUAGAGAACACUGGGGAGUUCUUCAGGGACCAGAAACGACAGAUCUACCUGCCCCAGCCAGUGCUGUGUCCUGACUCUUUGUAUAAGAUCAUGCUGUGUUGUUGGAGAAGGAACACCAAGGAGAGGCCUUCCUUCCAGGAGAUUCACCGAGUGCUGCUGGAAAGCCAAGCUUAGGGCCCGAACCCCUGGGCCAGCACACACACACACAGACAGACAGACGGAUGAAACGCAUCAACAACACAUUAAGCAUCGGUCUAUAAGUCAAAGGGUCAACUCAGUUCAACUUUUGAUGCACAGAAAAAUUACAAAUGGCUGUCCGUUGUCUCAGCUAGAUAAGUAAAAGUGAAAUCUAGCAAUGAAAGUUCUGCACUUUUGAAAAUGUAUCAUUUAUUCCAAAUGGUGCUAGAAAUAAGUAUGACGUUUCCACCUUGUUUAAUGCAGUGUAAUGUAAUGCCACGUCUAUGAAUUCAAUUGUGUUUUCUUUAAGAAGACUACCUGAAUGUAAAUCAGAUGUCUUCAUUAAGCAAACCAUCAGUGUUCAGUUUGGAGAAUUUUGAUACAUUAAAAGUUUUAUUUUUAUUUUGCAAGGUUAUUCAUCUCAGUCACUGAUCGUUUCUUUGUACACUUUGCUUAGAGCUAACAGGGAUAAUGGUAAUGUAGUCAAUGCAUUAUAUGACUCUUUACAUGAUCCUGACUUCCUAUCAUCCAUUUUGAAUCUGUUGACAAUGUGUCAUAUAGAUAUAACAUAUCUAAUCUGUUGGCUUUGAGUAAAGAGUUACAAGUGAUGAACAAAUUCAUAACAGGCAAUAACCAUCACUCGACCAUAUCUCAGCUAUAGUACUCUCUGGCAGUACACUUUGCCACAUUGUCUGCCAGUGAUAUUUGACCAAGAGUGCUCAAAGACAUUGGUGUGUAUGUACUUCAAUAGAUCUUGUUAAAUCUCAAAUAGUAAUAUUUUGUAUUGAUAUUUAUGUAUUGUUUAUAUUUCAGUUUGCUUUCUGUUUAUAUAUUUGGGUACUGAUCAGCUUCUUUUUGCAUGGGAAAAUUUGUACAAAGUUGUACGUUGUGCAAUUUUCUAGAUUCAGUUUUGUAUUUCGUUAAACAUCUCAGUCGAGAGUAGUUUCAGAAAAUGACAGUAGGCUUUGUGGAAUGUGGGGUGUACAAAUGUUGGUUCUCAUUCAUAUUUGUGACCAAAUAACUGUCCAAAUCAGAUCGUAGAUCUGCUGCAUUACUUAUGGUCCAUGUUCAGUCCAUACUGAGCAGAUUAUAAAUAAACUGCAUUAGUGCUGGUCCAUGUUCAGUCCAUACUGAGCAGAUUAUAAAUAAACUGCAUUAGUGCUGGUCAAUGUUCAGUCCAUACUGAGCAGAUUAUAAAUAAACUGCAUUAGUGCUGGUCAAUGUUCAGUCCAUACUGAGCAGAUUAUAAAUAAAAUGCAUUACUGAUGGUCCAUGUUCAGUCCAUACUGAACAGAUUGUAAAUAAACUGCAUGGUUCAUGUUCAGUCCAUACUGAGCAGAUUAUGGUGCUAAUCAGGAUCCAGACUGGAGGGGAGAGGAUGUGCUAACUAAGUUCUGAUGGGUCUUUGGAAAGGGAAUUUUAGGAAACGAUGCUUCUAGAGAGAAAGAUUUUUUAAAUGGUUAGUGUGUUUGCUACCUUGAUACAACAAAUGUUCUAAGCUAUCAUUGUGUUGUAUUGAACGUGUUAAAAUGCACAGUUGUUCUGAACAGGACAACUGUUUAUGAUGUAUCUCUGUUGAAAGAGAGUGAGAGCUGAACGGUGAUUAGAGGGUUUCUGAAUAGAGUUAAGGUGAGGAUGAUAAUCAGUCAGAAUGAUUUCAGACAAUCUCAACUGCACACAAGGACAGUUGUUGUACAACAAGACCGUUAUUAUAGUAGCUAUUAUGAUUAUGCAAUUCUUUCACCAUUAGCUUUAGGUUUGAACCCUAAAUGACUUCAAUAUGUUAUCAACCUGUCUCCUGUCUUCAUGGUCUACAGGCUUAGUUUUGAUGUCCUGCUUCCUACAAUCACACACAGAUGCAACUUUACUCAGGGGCCUUCUCCUUCUUCUCAGCAACCUUCGCCCCUGGACCUUAUUAUUCACAUUCUGGUGUCAUUAUGGGCCAUCUUUAUAGGUUGUUCAGUUAUAGGCUGAGACCCAAAUCAAACACUAUUCAAGUUUUAAUGUCACAUGCACAAGCACAGUGAAAUGCUUUUCUUGCAAACUCAAAACCCAACAAUGGGCUUUCAAUAACAAUGUAUUAAUAGAAAAAAAAACACGAGCAAUAAGAAUAGGAAUUAUGAACUACACGAUCAAGUAAGUAAGCGUACUAUAUACAGGAAAUAUUUUAAAAGUCAGUUAAUGUUUUAUUUCUGUAUUUCAUUUAUCAUUUUCAGGUUCUCUCCUGACCACGAACUGAUGUUAUAUUGCCCUGUGGGAAGUAUAUUUGUACAUAUAUUGUAGUCCAUAGUAAUGGUUUGAUAGUCAGUAAUAUGGAUGAGGCAUGCAUUGAUAUAUAUCAUUAAGACCAAAAUGGGACCUGUUCACAGCAUCUCAAUGUUUCAGCUUGUUUGAAUGCUUUAUUAUUGUAUUAUUACAGAUUUCCAUCUAUAAAGCAAAUGAGGGCAUACUUAUUGUAUAUUAAUGAAGUUGUAUAGAGGUUAUUAGUGUGUCAGUGCACAAGGAAAUUCAAUUGUGGUUGAGUUUUAUAAGAUCUUUGUACUCAAAUGUUUUUUUUUUAUCAACUAAAACAUUGAAUUUUGUCUGAUUUGUCAUGGAGAUAAUUUGUUACAGACGAAAUAAAACAAAUCACCUAAAUGAUG